Messenger RNA from Miscanthus lutarioriparius, 216 nucleotides. Lineage: Eukaryota; Viridiplantae; Streptophyta; Magnoliopsida; Poales; Poaceae. The record is from the annotation of a GenBank genome assembly.
AUGUUCCACAGCUGUGUCACCUUUGCAGCAUUCUCAUGCAUAAUGGACGGUCUCAGCAAGCAGCAGGCAGCAAUGGCACUCACACUUGAUGAGAAAUCUCCAACUUUCAAGUAUCAGGAGGGCGGUGGCAUCCCACCGUUCACUCUUCCGCCGCUUCUGGAUGCUUUGGAUCCUUUAGGUUCAUUCUGCCAGACCCUUAUCAAGCCUAAGCACUAG